AUGGGUACUGUUGCAAUUACUUUCCUGAUCAUGUUGCUAUUUCUAGAAUCUUUUAAUCCUAGCUUUUGUGCCAGAAACCGCAACAUUAGUUGCAUUCAAAUUGAGAAACGGGCUCUUUUGAGGUUUAAGCAAGAUCUCAAGGAUCCUUCAAACCGAUUAGCUAGUUGGACCAAUGAUGGAGAUUGUUGCAAAUGGGAUGGAAUCGUCUGCAGUAAUGUAACCGGCCAUGUUAUUCAGCUCCACCUUGGAAGUUCUCAGGAUGCUAGUCAUGCAGCGCAUGAAAGGUCUAAGUUGGGGGGUAAGUUGAACCCUUCUCUGCUAGAUUUGAAGUAUUUAACGUACUUGGACCUAAGCAACAAUAAGUUCAGAGAAACUCAAAUUCCCACUUGGUUUUGGAACUUGUCUUCUUAUCUAUACUAUCUAAAUAUCUCUAGAAAUCAAUUCCAAGGUCACAUUCCUGAUCUACCCACAAUGGCUCUUCCUUCUGUUGUGAUAGACCUCAGUUCGAAUAACUUCAGAGGUCAAUUACCUCGUCUCUCCUCGAAUGUGACUGUUAUAGAUCUUUCUAACAAUUCCAUGUCAGGAUCUAUCUCCCAUUUCUUGUGCUACAAAGUGAAUGAGCCAAUGAAGUUGGAAGUUCUCAAUCUUGGGAAUAAUCUUUUAUCAGGAGAAAUACCUGACUGUUGGAAGAAGUGGCCAAGGUUGGUGGGGAUAAAAUUUUGUGACAACAAUUUUAGUGGUAAGAUUCCCAGUUCCAUGGGAAGUUUAACUUCUCUUCAAUCAUUACACCUACGAAACAACAGUCUAGUUGGUGAAGUACCCUCCUCUAUAAAACAUUGCAGAGAAUUGCUUACCGUUGACUUUGGUGGUAAUCGGUUGUCCGGACAUAUACCCCCAUGGAUGGGAGGAAGGCUCUCAAAAUUAAUUAUCCUCAGCCUUCACACGAGCAAGUUUAAUGGCAAUAUACCUAAAGAACUUUGUGUCCUAUCAUCUCUUCAAAUUCUAGACCUUUCCCAUAACAAUUUUUCAGGUAAUAUACCAAGCUGUAUCAACAAUCUCAGUGCCAUGGUCUCAAGAAAUAAUUCCCAUGACAAGAUAUUUUACAGAACUUCUAAGGGAAGUUUUUUUGAGAAUAUAUUAGUUGUGAUGAAAGGAAGGGUGGUGGAGUAUAGCAAUACGCUUAAACUAGUUAAACUUGUGGACCUUUCGGACAACAAUUUAUCAGGUGAGAUUCCCAAGGAGGUGACAAGUCUUGUAGGCCUACAAUCAUUGAAUUUCUCACAUAAUCGUUUAGUUGGAAGAAUUCCUGACAACAUUGGUGCCAUGAUAUCAUUAGAAUGUGUUGAUUUAUCAACAAACCUACUUUCUGGCAAAAUCCCUCCAACUAUCUCUUGCCUAACCUUCUUGAGUCACUUGAACUUGUCCUAUAACAAGAGAAUUACAGGAAAAAUCCCAACAAGUACUCAGUUGCAAAGCUUAGAUGCAUCCAGCUUUCUUGGAACUGAGCUCUUUGGACCACCACUAAGUGAGAAUUCGAAUGCUGUGACGUUCAGCAGCAGUGCAGGAGAAAAAGAGGACGGUCGACAUGACGUAGACUGGUCCUUUCUAAGCAUUGCAUUGGGAUUUUGGUUUGGAUUACUUGGUACGUUAGUCCCUGUUCUGUUCUGCAAGUCAUGGAGAUUUGUAUAUUUUCGAUAUCUGGAUUACGUACUACAUAACUUAUAUGGCAUUAUUAGUAAAUAA
Messenger RNA from Theobroma umbraticum, 1743 nucleotides. Its product is annotated as receptor-like protein EIX2. Gene Ontology annotation, molecular function: protein binding. The record is from RefSeq and is a predicted model, not a curated record. NCBI's taxonomy places the organism in Eukaryota, Viridiplantae, Streptophyta, Magnoliopsida, Malvales, Malvaceae.